AUGAACAAAAAUUUACUUCAAGAUCAAAUUAUUUCAAGAAAGAUUAAUAAUACUAAUGAAUAUAUUUUAAUAAAUGACGAAAAAAGUGAAAAAGAAAUGAUUUUUAAAGAAAAUGAAUUAUUAGAUUUAGAUAAUAGUAAUAAUGAUAAUUUUGGAUUAAAUAAUAAUUCGGAGAUUAUAAUUUCUAAUUGGAAUCAAAUAGUAAUAGAAUGGGAAAGGAUGUUAAGAGAUGAAUUAGAAAGACAAGAAAAUAUUGAUAAUUUUUAUGAUGAAAAUGAUGAGAAUAAUGAAGAUAAUGAGAAUGAAAGAAAUGAAGAAAACAAUUAUAUAUAUAAUUAA
Molecule: messenger RNA, 339 nt
Organism: Funneliformis mosseae
Lineage: Eukaryota; Fungi; Glomeromycota; Glomeromycetes; Glomerales; Glomeraceae
Source: the annotation of a GenBank genome assembly